AUGCGACCUGAGAACAAAAGAUAUUGUGUGCAGUGCAGUUUUAAUCAGCUGCAGAAGGCCAUUGUGGAAGAGAGCCACUGUGCUGGGACGCUGAAUGUAGCUGAAGAGUUAAAGAACAGGUUCCUGAGAAGAAGUGCUAAAGGACUCAACAGGAAGAAUGCCCACCAGUCACCCCAGAAACUUGUAUUAAAACAGACUGCUGCCACUGAGGGUUUGCAUUAUGCGAAGGACGCCCUUUCCGUUGCUCCGUAUCGGGGGCUGGUGGGGGAGGCCAUGAUGGUCGUGGUGGCAGUUGUGGCGGCAGUUGUGGCGGCUCUGUCGGGUUCAGGGCGCCGGCCCUGCUGCAGGUUGCCGGCUGCGAGGCACAGCGCCUCUCUUAUCUUCCUGCACGGCUCAGGCGAUUCUGGACAAGGAUUGAGAACGUGGGUCAAGCAAGUUUUAAGUGAAGAUUUAACGUUCCAACACAUAAAAGUUAGUUCUCUAACAGCUCCUCCCAGGCCAUACACUUCUUUGAAAGGAGGAAUCUCCAGUGUAUGGUUUGACAGGUUUAAAAGAUCUAAUGACUGCCCAGAGCACCUUGAAUCAAUUGAUGUCAUGUGUCAGGUGCUUACAGAUUUGAUUGAUGGUGAAGUAACAAGUGGUAUCAGGAAGAACAGGAUAUCGGUAGGAGGAUUUUCUAUGGGAGGGUGCGUGGCAAUGCAUUUAGCAUACAGAAAUCAUCAAGGUGUGGCAGGAGUACUUGCUCUUUCUAGUUUUCUGAAUAAAACAUCUGCUGUUUACCAACCUCUUCAGAAAAGUCAUGGUGUCUUUCCUGAAUUAUUUCAGUGUCAUGGUACUGCAGAUGAGUUAGUUCUUCAUUCUUGGGGUGAAGAGACAAACUCAGUGUUAAAAUCUCUAGGAGUGAGCACAACGUUUCCUAGUUUCCCAGGUGUUUACCAUGCGUUAAGCAAAGCUGAGCUAGAAAAACUGAAGUCAUGGAUUCUUACAAAGCUACCAGACUGA
Balaenoptera acutorostrata (minke whale) is the source of this 1002-nucleotide messenger RNA. RefSeq names its product lysophospholipase-like protein 1. Gene Ontology annotation, cellular component: cytoplasm. The record is from RefSeq and is a predicted model, not a curated record. NCBI's taxonomy places the organism in Eukaryota, Metazoa, Chordata, Mammalia, Artiodactyla, Balaenopteridae. Gene Ontology annotation, molecular function: palmitoyl-(protein) hydrolase activity; carboxylic ester hydrolase activity. Gene Ontology annotation, biological process: protein depalmitoylation.